GACGCGAUCGUGCAGCAGUCUUCCCCCUUCUCUCUUUCUCCUGUAUGCAACCCAUUCCUCCAUCCCUCUCUCCCUCCCUCUCUGUCCGUCUCCCUCCCUCGCUGUCCUCCGUCCACUCUGCUCCACUCUCCCUCUGCUGCAAGGCGCUCAUGACUGGACGAGGACAUCUGCAACUUUGCAACUGAAGAGCAGGAAACAGAAAUUCUUGAACAAACGUCCUCCACGCCUUCGCUCUCGAGCAUCAUGACCAGGAAAGUGUUCACCAACACCCGCGAGCGCUGGCGCCAGCACAACGUCAACACCGCCUUCGCCGAGCUGCGCAAGCUCAUCCCCACGCACCCGCCAGAGAAGAAGCUGAGCAAGAACGAGAUCCUGCGCCUGGCCAUGCGCUACAUCAACUUCCUGGUGCGGCUGCUGGAGAACCAGGGCGGCGGGCGGCCGUCCGUGGUGGACCACGCCCCCGCCGCCUUGCUCACGCUGCUGAGGGGGAACAUGGAACAGCUGCGCUCGCCUUCCCGCCAUCCGUGGACGCUGGCCAGCGACACGGAGGCGCCAUCGCCCAGCUCCAGCUGUGACAGCUCGGAGGGCUGGUAGGACGGAACACCCGGAAGCCGACCGUCAGGCCCGCUUUGUCAGUUUUCCUACAAGACUUUUGUUUUGUCUGCAGCACCUGAGUGGGCGGGUCUGAUGUUUGACCGAAGUGGACUGCAUAUUUGCAGGUGCAAGUCAUUUGUAUUCUGCAUGGGUGUUCCAAAAGUACCCAUUAGGUCAGGGGUGUCUAAAGUGCGGCCCGGGGAACAUUUGCAGCCCACAGCUUGUUUUAUUUUUGGUUCACAUCUUCUUCUAAACAUAUAAUUAUUUCUACUCACUAAUUAGCUUUGUCACCUACAACACAAAGCAAAGAUGUGGAUGUUUUGUUCAGCUAGCUUAGCAUAUAUUGAUCUACGUUGGAUUUUUAGCAUCUUCAAUGUACAAAACGUGUGAAGUGGCUCCUGCAUCCUUCAACUUUUCUGUAAAGUUUGUACACCCCUGAUCUAAUAUUACCCGUUAGGUCACUGUGUCAAUGUGAGGCAGUUUAAUCUCCACAUAAAUGCCUCUGCCGAGUCUCCGUGACCAUGACCGCCUCAAAAAGCACUUUUACGUCAAUGGACAGGUUGGGUUUUUUUUUCCUGACUGGGAAGAAUCUGCACUGGGAUUUUUUUUUUAAGUAAGGAAAGUGACAAUCCUCUUUGUCACAUGACUUUUUUUGUGUACAGUUUGCAUCUCAUCUAGCCAAAGAUUGAUGUGUUGAUUGUUGAACCGUGAAGAGUGUGCUAAUUAGCAUUUUUUUUAAAGUCACUUUUGUUUUGCUUGUGAAAAUUAUUAUUUAUUUGAACUAUUUAUUGAAUAAAUGUUUUUUAACUAAAUACUUUUCUUUGUUGUUCCAUCAUGCACUGUGCACCAGUGGAUUAUUACCUAACUGCUAUCUUUAGCAGGCAUUAACAUUGUUCCAAAUGUCUUUUUGACUGAAUAUAAAUAACUGAAAUAAAGUCAG
Messenger RNA from Dunckerocampus dactyliophorus (ringed pipefish), 1534 nucleotides. It is a transcript of the gene tal2, whose product is annotated as T-cell acute lymphocytic leukemia 2. The record is from RefSeq and is a predicted model, not a curated record. Gene Ontology annotation, biological process: regulation of transcription by RNA polymerase II. Gene Ontology annotation, molecular function: protein dimerization activity; RNA polymerase II cis-regulatory region sequence-specific DNA binding; DNA-binding transcription factor activity, RNA polymerase II-specific. The coding region runs from base 244 to 594 and encodes 116 amino acids. NCBI's taxonomy places the organism in Eukaryota, Metazoa, Chordata, Actinopteri, Syngnathiformes, Syngnathidae. The transcript is spliced from 2 exons.